GUUUCGUGAGCUCAUUUCAGUUCAUAGAGACACACAUUUGGUAAUCUUCAGUUCAUUUGGACUUGUGUUGAUCACUUUGUUAACCAAGGUUUCUUUUAUUUUUGUGUGUAUACAUAUGUGUAUGUCUAUGCAAUGUGGUUUCUGAUUUUUGGAUAAUUUUGUGGGUGAUUGGCAAUGCUUUGCACUAAGAUUCCCAACGAUGGACAUCAUUGGUUUCUAAUUUUGUGGAUAUUGGGUGAGAUGAGACUUUCUGGGUGGAUUUUCUUGGCAAUUUCCUGGGCAUUGGUGAGCCUUGAAGGUGCAGCUUCUAAUCGAGAUCAGCCUCUUUCUAGAAUUGCUAUUGAUAGAGCAGUAGUUGCUCCAGAGGAUCGGGCUUUUGUUAAAGCCUCGCCUUCAAUUCUUGGAUUAGGAGGCCAAAACACUGAAUGGGUGACUUUAGAAUAUAGCAUUCCAAACCCAUCAAUUGGUGACUGGGUUGGUGUAUUUUCUCCUGCCAAUUUCAGUGCUUCCACCUGUCUUCCGGAAAAUCCAAGAACUGGUCCUCCGUUCUUGUGCACGGCACCUAUUAAGUAUCAAUAUGCAAAUUAUACCAAUCCCAAGUAUAAAGACAAUGGAAAAGGGAUGCUGAAGCUUCAAUUGAUCAAGCAAAGAUCGGACUUCUCUUUUGUUCUAUUUUCAGGCGGAUUAUCAAAUCCGAAGCUGGUGGCAGUGUCAAAUACAAUUACUUUUGCAAAUCCAAACUCACCAGUUUACCCGCGUUUGGCACAAGGAAAGAUGUGGAAUGAGAUGACUGUGACUUGGACAAGUGGAUAUGGAAUCAAUGAAGCAGAGCCUUUUGUUGAAUGGGGUCCACAAGGAAGAGAACAAAGGCAAUCCCCAGCUGGAACAUUGACUUUUGACCGCAACAGCAUGUGCGAUGCUCCAGCAAGAACAGUGGGGUGGCGUGAUCCUGGAUUCAUACAUACUAGUUUUCUGAAGGAGUUGUGGCCUAAUUCAGUAUAUACUUACAGGCUGGGGCAUAGAUUGUUCAAUGGUACAUACAUUUGGAGUCCACAUUACCAAUUUAGGGCGUCUCCUUAUCCUGGUCAAAACUCUCCACAACGUGUAGUGAUCUUUGGAGAUAUGGGAAAGGAUAAGGCUGAUGGCUCUAAUGAAUAUAAUAAUUUCCAGCAGGGCUCUCUUAACACUACUAAGAAACUCAUUAGAGACUUGGAGAACAUAGAUAUAGUGUUUCACAUUGGAGGUAUUUGCUAUGCAAAUGGCUAUCUUUCGCAGUGGGAUCAAUUUACUGCACAAAUUGAGCCAAUUGCCUCAACUGUGCCUUACAUGGUUGUAUUCCACUGAUUAUGGCAUGUUUCGAUUCUGCAUAGCUGAUACAGAACACGAUUGGAGAGAGGGAACGGAGCAAUUUAACUUCAUUCAGCACUGUCUGGCAUCCGUUGAUAGACAAAAACAACCGUGGCUGAUCUUCCUUGCGCAUCGAGUAUUGGGUUAUUCUUCUGCUGAUUGGUAUGCUGAUGAAGGAUCCUUCGAGGAACCAAUGGGGAGGGAGAGUCUUCAGAAACUUUGGCAGAAGUACAAGGUUGACAUAGUCAUCUAUGGCCAUGUGCAUAACUAUGAGAGGACAUGUCCCAUUUACCAGAACAUUUGCACGAAUGACGAGAAGCACUAUUAUAAGGGUAGCUUGAAUGGGACAAUUCAUAUAGUUGCUGGGGGCGGUGGAGCAAGCCUUGCGGACUUUACUAGCCUUCAAACCAAGUGGAGUGUCUUCAAAGACCAUGAUUAUGGAUUCGUAAAACUCACUGCAUUCGACCAUUCAAACCUUUUGUUUGAGUACAAGAAAAGCAGGGAUGGGAAUGUUUACGACUCAUUCAGAAUAUCACGGGAUUAUAGAGACAUCCUGGCCUGCACUGUGGACAGUUGCCCGAGUACAACACUGGCACCUUGA
This is a messenger RNA of Camellia sinensis, 1948 nucleotides long. Lineage: Eukaryota; Viridiplantae; Streptophyta; Magnoliopsida; Ericales; Theaceae. The record is from RefSeq and is a predicted model, not a curated record.